UAAUUUCAAAGAGAUGGUGAAUUCAAAGAAAAAGUAAACCAAAAUUGAUGGCCAAAUGGUUUUAAGCAAUUUGCCUUGACAAUACAAUAGGCAACAGUUAGACGUAUUACAAAAUGAUGCGAAUGACAUUUAAAAUGCCCGCAAAGAGGUUUUUAACCAUUAAUAAUAACAAUUGCAGAAUACUCAAUUUUGAAUUCUACGGUUCUUAAAAUCGUUCCACAAAUAUUGGUGAAUCUAACGGAUCCAGUUAAAAUCAUUUACUUCAUUAUUCUUGAUAAAGCCUUUAAUCCAAAUAAAUUAUGGAAGAAGAAGUUGCUCUAGAAGAAGGAGAGAUUGAAGAUAAUCUAAAUGAAGACUGUGAGUACAGACCUCUUCCACGUCCAGAAAAUUAUGCACAAGAAGUUUCUCAGAGGUUUCCUCCUGUGAAUAACAUUUCUUAUAGUGACAGCGAAGAAGAAUCUGCAUCAAGCAAUAGCGACAGUGAUUUGGAUAGUAGAACGCAAAUAGUUAAAAAGCCAAAAAGAGUUAAAUUGCAACCUAAAGUUCUUCCCCGAUCCACUAAACACAAGAAAUAUGACAUAUGGAGUACUCGAAUGCAAGAGGAUGUGUUGGCUGAAACUUUCAACAGUUGCGAUGUUACAUACAAGGAUAGAUCUCGUAAUGUUGAAUCUUAUGAUUACAGUUUAGCAAGAAAAUAUUAUGAACAAAUUGAUCAAAGACAGGGCAAUAAACGAACAAGAGAUGAUAGAAAAAAUUCAGCUUUUAAAUUUAAAGAUAAACCGACCAAUAAGGAAAGAAACUUAAAGGGUAAACCAAGAAUUAUUCCUGAUUUAAAUGUGGAUAUAAAUUGUAUAAAUGAAGAUAUUGCCAAAGACAUAGCCAACAAAUUAUGUGAAGAACGAGAGGAUCUUGUAUUAAAAAUUUUGGAUGCCAUGGGGAAGGAGAAAACUUUUGAAUUAUUUGAAGAAACCAGAAGAAUAGAAAAAGAAGGCGGCAUGUUGAUAAUGAAUCAAACAAGAAGAAGAACACCAGGUGGUUUAUUUUUAUACCUUGUUAGAAAUGAUUAUCAUAUUACACCAGAACAGAAACAAAAAAUUUUUGAAGAAGAUCGACAAAAGUUCAAAGAAAUGCUUAAGGAGAAGCGAAAGAAAAGGCAACAGAAGUUUAAAGAUGAAGCAGCCAAAUCAAAACUCUUGCCAGACCUCCUUACCCACGCUGAAUUAUUAGCCAGUAAGAAUCCAAAUCCAAAAACAAACCUUGACGCUUUGGAUGAAGGAAAUUGCACGAAUCCACCUCCAAGCCCUGAGACAGAUCAUCAGGAGAGUGGAGAUGGAAUGGGAUCGGGUCAAAUUACUUCUUUAGUAAAUGAUAGCCAUUCUACUGACAAUAGUAUGGAAAAUACUAGAGGGAGGUUAAAGACUUAUGAUGAUGAUUUUCUGGAUAUUGGUUGCUCGCAGGACAUGGAUUUAUUUUAAAAAUGCCUUUUGCUAUUAAGUAAAUAAAAGAUUUGUUAAUGGAACAUUA
Messenger RNA from Cylas formicarius (sweet potato weevil), 1524 nucleotides. It is a transcript of the gene Phax, whose product is annotated as phosphorylated adapter RNA export protein. The transcript is spliced from 6 exons. Bases 300 to 1475 code for a protein of 391 amino acids. NCBI's taxonomy places the organism in Eukaryota, Metazoa, Arthropoda, Insecta, Coleoptera, Brentidae. Gene Ontology annotation, cellular component: nucleus. Gene Ontology annotation, biological process: snRNA export from nucleus. The record is from RefSeq and is a predicted model, not a curated record.